Neoarius graeffei (lesser salmon catfish) is the source of this 3158-nucleotide messenger RNA. Its product is annotated as zinc finger protein OZF-like. The record is from RefSeq and is a predicted model, not a curated record. The transcript is spliced from 6 exons. The coding region runs from base 202 to 1794 and encodes 530 amino acids. Gene Ontology annotation, molecular function: DNA-binding transcription factor activity, RNA polymerase II-specific; RNA polymerase II cis-regulatory region sequence-specific DNA binding. Gene Ontology annotation, biological process: regulation of DNA-templated transcription. Lineage: Eukaryota; Metazoa; Chordata; Actinopteri; Siluriformes; Ariidae.
UUAUCCUGAAAUCAUUCCUGAGUGUAUUUUACAUUAACAUGCACUUUUUAAUGUUAUUGUGUGUGUGUUUUAGUGUCUUUACUCCGCUCUGCUUUAAACUAGCUGACCUGAUUGGGUUCUCUGUAGGGGGUGAAUCCAAAAUGGCUUCCUCCUCCCUUCGAAGUAAUCACAACUCUUUAGACCUUGUAAUUAAACCUCAUCAUGGAAUCAGCAGAAGUCCAUCUGUGUUCUUCCAGAAAACCUCCACACACUCCUGCUUCUGCUGGCUCACAGGUUUGUGGAGAUGUACAGCAAAAUCAUGUAAAAAAGGAAGAACCUGAAGAUGAAGGCUACCUCUGUGGAGGAACAUCAGUCUCUGUGGGACACAUCACACCUAUGAACCAACAGAAAAAUGUAAAACAGGAAGAACCUGAAGACGAAGGCUAUCUCUGUGGAGAAACAUCAGCCUCUGUGGAAAAUAUGGACCAAGAGUAUGGAAUGUUUCAAAAGAUGCCCGUAAAAGAUGAUGAGUCUGAAGAUGAAGACUAUUUCUGUACAACACCAGUCUCUGAAAUGAGUGAUGCUGAGUUUCGAGUCUUCUCCUGCUCCUGGUGUUCACUUUCGUAUACAUCUCAAAGUUACCUCUACAACCACAUCAGAAGAUGCCACUAUGAGGAAUAUGAGAGACUGAUGAAGUCAGGAGACAUACAAAAUCAGGAAAAUGUGAUGUCCACAGAUGGCUCCAGUAUUCCACGAACAGUCCCUACUUCCCUCAACAGUAAUACAACUAAUAAGCAAAAGCAGAAAGUAGUCUAUGCCUGCUCACAGUGUAUUAAGACUUUUACUAACCAGAAAAGUCUCCUACGACACCAGCAAAUUCACACAACAGAGAAACCCCAUCAAUGCAGACAGUGUGGCAAGAGUUUUGCCCAUCACAGCUUACUUCAACGACACCACCACAUUCACACCGGAGAGAAGCCAUAUCAAUGCUCGCAAUGUGGGAAAAAAUUCAGCCAGCAAAGUAAUCUUCAAAAACACAUGGGAACUCAUACAGGAGAGAAGCCGUACCACUGCACUCAGUGUGGGAAGAGUUUCAGUCAACGGUGUAAUCUCCAAAAACACUUAGGCAUUCACACCGGAGAGAAGCCGUAUCAAUGCUCUCAAUGUGGGAAAAAAUUCAGCCAGCAGGGUAAUCUCCAAAAACACCUGGGCAUUCACACAGAAGAGAAGCCAUACCACUGCUCAGUGUGUGGGAAGAAUUUUACAACAAAGAGUUAUCUCCACACUCACCAGUUAAUUCACAUAGAACAAAAGCCUCAUCUUUGCUUACAGUGUGGAAAGGGCUUUAUUCGAAAGCACGAUCUCCAAGUACACCAGCACAUUCACACAGGCGAGAAGCCGUACCACUGCACUCAAUGUGGGAAAACUUACACUCAACGCAGCAGUCUUCAAAAACACCUGGACACUCACACGGGUGUGAAGCCAUAUCAUUGCUCAGAGUGUGGGAAGAAUUUUACAACAAAGCGUUAUCUCCAAAAUCACCAGUUAAUUCACACAGAACAAAAGCCUUAUCUCUGCUUAGAGUGUGGAAAGGGCUUUACUCGAAAUCAUGAUCUCAAAGUACACCAGCGCAUUCACACAGGAGAAAAUCUGUAUUACUGCUCGGAGUGUGGAAAGAGCUUUAUUAGAUAUGCUACCUUCAUCUAUCACCAGAAAUUUCACAUAACAGAGAAACCAAUUCAGUGCUCUCGGUGUGGACGGAGAUUUACCUAUUCAGGAGCACUUAACAUACACAAGUGCUCCAACAAGGAGUAAAGGGGACAUAUGAAAAACUCACUUUUCAGUGCUUGUGCACAUAUAAUUGGGUAUCUGGAGUGUCUGCCAACCCACAAACUGAAAUAAGGCAACUCGGUCAGUUUCGUUUGGGCUGUUGAGAUCAUAAAACAUGCGAUCCAACAAAAUCCCCUUCUUACAUACAAAGGGGCUCUCAUUAGAAUUAUACCUCCUUGCAUCGGAGGGUUUGUUUUUUUUUUGCUGCCCUGGACCCACUAGCAUUAUAUAAAAGCGAGCUAAGAAAAAGACGAAGAAACCUUUAUUCGUCACAUGCACACUUCAAGUACAGUGAGAUUCAUCCACUGUGUUUAACCCAUCUGAAGCAGUGAACACACAUGUGCACACACACCCAGAGCAGUGGGCAGCCAUACUAUAGCGCCCAGGGAGCAGUCAGGGGUUAAGUACCUUACUCAAGGACACUUCAGCCCAAGGCUGCCCCACGUCAACCUAACUGCAUGUCUUUGAACUGGGGGGGAAACCAGAGCACCUAGAGGAAACCCACGCUGACACGGGGAGAACAUGCAAACUCCACACAGGAAGGCCCCCACCGGCCGCUGGGCUCGAACCCAGAACGUUCUUGCUGUGAGGUGACAGUGCUAACCACUACACCACCGUGUUGCCCCAAGAAUGGGAAGUGCUCUGUUGUUGGUUACACAGAGCAACACAUCCUUACAUCGACCCUCCCAGCCUCAGAAGAUAUAAGAGCUGAGUAAAUGUAAUAUAUUUUUGAUGGCAACAUCCCAGGUACAGUCCGCAAAAAUCUGUUUGUAUAUAGUAAGCACUGUUUUUCCAACUUGGGCUAGUACAAUGCAGGAUUGGCAGUGAAAGUUUACCUAAAAGAGGGAUCAGUGCAAACUCACUGUUAGGGCAAUUAAUCAGAUUUUAUUUUCAAUUACAUUUUUGGCUUCCAACGUUUCUGUAAACAAGAUAAUUUAGAUAAAAUGAAUAUUAGUACUGGAGCCAAUUCUCGAAAAGCUGAUGUAUCCAAAGUUUGCUGCACCCCCAUCAUUAUUAAGUUUGAUGAUUUUUUUCCCCCCAUGUUCUUGGAUUUCUGAAAUUUAUAUUUUCAAACCAUUACCUGUUUGGGAAAGUGUCCAUUCAAUUCUAAUUUGGACAAUUUAUAUAAUAGUGUAUAGCACAAUUAGGCAAAAAAAUGAAGUGACCACAUGUGUCAUUAAACUCUUUUAACAAUGCUUCAAGUAUGUUUUUGUAAUUUAUGCCUUAAGAAAAGAGUACAGUAUUCCUAUAUAAAUAUAGAAAGUAUAAAAAGUUUGAACAAAAUAAGUGAAACAUGCAUAAAUUUAAAGAAAAGUUGGAUGCUGAUGGGAUGAAAUGGUCAUGAUAUU